Entelurus aequoreus (snake pipefish) is the source of this 942-nucleotide messenger RNA. It is a transcript of the gene ovca2, whose product is annotated as OVCA2 serine hydrolase domain containing. The coding region runs from base 167 to 817 and encodes 216 amino acids. Gene Ontology annotation, cellular component: cytoplasm; nucleus. The record is from RefSeq and is a predicted model, not a curated record. The transcript has 3 exons. Gene Ontology annotation, biological process: response to retinoic acid. NCBI's taxonomy places the organism in Eukaryota, Metazoa, Chordata, Actinopteri, Syngnathiformes, Syngnathidae.
UAUUGUUGUAGUCACAAUUUAGUCGUAUUUGUUUGUAUUUCUUCUUAUAUCUGCUCAGUUAUAAAAUAGCAUGUUGGCUUUAUUUUGAAACAACACAUGUCAUUUAUUCUUACGUGUUUGGCUGAAUUUCCGGCUACCUAGCCUGCUAGCCUGCUAAGCUAGGGGAAUGGCGCCUCUCCGGGUGUUGUGUGUGCAUGGCUACCGUCAGAAUGCUGCUUCUUUUCGGGAGAAGACUGGAGCUCUCCGGAAGCUGCUUAAGAAACAAGUGGAGCUGGUGUACGUGGACGCCCCUCAUUGUGUAGUCCAAGAGAACCAUGUUGGUUCCGAUGCAGGCGGAGACCAGGACUCCAGGGGCUGGUGGUUCUCGGACCCAGAGUCUCGAACCUUCAGCGCCCAGCAGCAGUGCGAGGAAAGUUCCGGUCUGGACGAGAGCGUGGCGGCGGUGAGAGAGGCGGUGAAGCUCCGAGGUCCGUUUGACGGCAUCCUGGGCUUCAGCCAAGGCGCCGCCCUGGUGGCCAUGCUGUGCGCUCUGCAGGAACAACACGCCGAGCCCGACUUCGGCUUUCGCUUCGCCAUUCUGGUCGCCGCCUUCCGCAGCGCCUGCACCGAGCACCAGAGGUUGUACUCGGCUCCGGUCCGCACGCCGUCGCUGCACGUCUUCGGACUGGAGGACCGCGUCAUCCCUGACAGCAUGAGCAGGGAGCUCCUCCCCUGCUUCCAGGACCCCCAAGUCCUGACGCACCCUGGCGGACAUUUUGUCCCGGCCCCGUCUGCUCACCGGAAAACCUACCAGGACUUUUUGGAAGCAUUCCAGUGAGAGCAACAUUUGUAGGGAGACCACCGACGCUUUAUUGUGAAACAAUAAAGGAUCACUUCCUGUCUUGUGUGGAUGUCAAUCAAAGCCAGUAGUGCUCCUUGGUCAGUGUGAGUUUGGGUAUUUAA